AUGACUGCGGAGCCGCCGUCAAAGUUCAUCGCCCUAAUGGCUGGCGAGGACGCUGUCAGGCCCUUCGAGCUGGAUCCGGUCGUGAGCAGGCCCGUGGCGUGGCGACGCAGUCGGCAUGCCACCACCGACCUUGGAGAGCGGGACCUGACGGCGGAGAUUUCCGACCCGGCGGCGCCGCACGCACCUCCGCGCGAGGAGCUGCACCGGCUGCUGCAGCCCGCCCUCGAGAGCCGCAUUCUCCCCUACGUGCGCCAGAGGGUGGACUACGGCGGCGGCGGCGGCGAGGGGGUCGUGGUGGCGGACGCCCUGCUGCGCGCCUACCGCGAGGAGGGGCAGGAGGCAGAGGACCGGAGGCAGGCCCUCGCCCCGCACUUCGACGUCACCUCCUUCGCGACGGUGAUCCUGCCUCUCAACCCGGGCGAGUGCGGGCAGCGGCCUCUCCCCACAGACCGGUCUCGCGGAGACCGCUACUCGCUCGUGUUGUGGCUCUCCGACUCGGCCGAGAGUGUCCGCGCGCGCGCGACGCCGUGGCUCCGCGCCGCUGCCGACGGAGGCAACGCCUACGCGCAAUUUCUACACGGUGCAGCCCUCCGAUCCGGGAGCGGCGGUGCGGCGAGGGACGUCGGCGCCGCGGCCGAGUACUGGCGCCGCGCCGCCGCGCAGGGCCACGCGCUCUCUCAGCUGGAGCUCGGCCUGCUCUACUGGCGGGGCGAGGAGGGGGUCGUCCCCCGCUCCGUCGUCGAGAGCCGGCGCCUCGCGGCGGCGGAGGCAGGCCUGCCCGCGGCGAUGGCGCACCUCGGGUGGUGCGAGGCGAACGGCAAGUUCGGCGAGCGGGACGAGGCGGCGGCCCUCGGGUGGUAUGAGAGGGCAGCGCGCCAGGGCAGUACGAGCGCAGUCGAGGCGCUCAUGUACGGCGAGUGGAGCGGAGUGAGAGAUGGUGUACAGUUCAACACGCGACUGGCUCGUGAGAUGGGUACUGAAGCGUGA
Messenger RNA from Emiliania huxleyi CCMP1516, 987 nucleotides. RefSeq lists its product as hypothetical. The transcript has 5 exons. Gene Ontology annotation, molecular function: protein binding. The record is from RefSeq and is a predicted model, not a curated record. NCBI's taxonomy places the organism in Eukaryota, Haptophyta, Isochrysidales, Noelaerhabdaceae. The coding region runs from base 1 to 987 and encodes 328 amino acids.